Molecule: messenger RNA, 578 nt
Organism: Eufriesea mexicana
Lineage: Eukaryota; Metazoa; Arthropoda; Insecta; Hymenoptera; Apidae
Product: low molecular weight phosphotyrosine protein phosphatase
Exons: 4
Coding region: 45-533 (162 amino acids)
Biological process (GO): protein dephosphorylation
Cellular component (GO): cytoplasm
Molecular function (GO): non-membrane spanning protein tyrosine phosphatase activity; acid phosphatase activity
Source: RefSeq, a predicted model, not a curated record
AUGAAAGGUGAUCGUAUGCUGUUCAAAAAUUAGUAAAUAGCAGAAUGUCAUCAAAACAGAAAGUAUUAAUGGUGUGUUUAGGAAACAGCUGUCGUUCUCCAAUAGCAGAAGCAGUGUUUCGUGAUGAAAUAAAAAAAUUACACCUUGUUGACUUUUGGGAAGUAGACAGUGCUGCACUUUUACAAUACCAUGUAGGUAAUCAUCCAGAGCCUAGAGCUAUGAAUACACUUAGAGAAAGAGGUAUUAUAGAUUAUACUCACAUAGCAAGACAGAUAACAAAGGAAGACUUUUACAACUUCAAUUGGAUAUUUGGAAUGGAUAAUGGAAUAGUUUAUAAUUUGUGUCACAUGCAACCAGAUAAUAGUCAAGCAAAAAUUGAACUUCUUGGAAAAUAUGAUCCAAAUGGAGAACUAAAUAUACGAGAUCCAUUAUUUGAUGCUGACAGUGCUGGUUUUGAAAAAGCAUUCGAGCAAGCUGCUAGGAGUGUAAAGGAAUUUCUAAAACAACAUAAUAAUUUUUACAACAAUAAAUAAUAAUAAACAAUAAUAAAUAAUUUUUAUUAUAGGUUUUGUAAAUAU